CUACAGGUAGAUCAGGUGAUCUACCCUCCCGCUGCUGGGUGGUGGGACUAGGAACCAUUCCUGUUUUCUAAUCAGAUUUUCUCUGUCGCCGGUUCCAACAACACCCUUGUUGGUUCCUCCUGAUUUUGAUUUCCAUUUUUUGCUUGCCUUGGAUCUUCUUGGACUCUCUUUUGGUGACGUAUUGGAUCGUUGGCUUGACAUACGCUUUUGUGGAUUGUUCUUAGGAUUUUGCUUUUUGAUUACUCUAAAAUGUCUGACUCUGGUAUUGUAUUUAGAGUGUGUGUGAUGGAUGGCUGUAAGGUGAGACUACCGAAGGUAUCGGUAGAUCCUCACACUGUAUGCAUGAGGUGUCGGGAUAAUGCAUGUUCGAUUAAUAAUCCUCGUGCGGAAUUUGAAGGUUUGAAUGAGGAAGGAUGGAAGUCUCUUAUCUUCGUAUUUGAAGAAACUAGAGAAGAACAGGGUUAGGUAGGCUUCGUCCAGAAGCUCCAGUAGGUCUUGUUCCGAGCUAGUUGAGGGUACUUUAGAUCCUAACCAAAUUGUAGUAGUUGCAUCCUCUCCUACAGUUUCUCAGCUCCUUCUCCCUUCAUCGAACCUGCGGAUUCGUCUUCAGAGAUGGUUACCAUGAAAGCCGCUCUACGCAGGAUGGAAUUGCAGUUGCUUGCAAUGGAAGGUAAGAGUGCUGUGAAUAGUGAUGAGUGCAGUGUUCCCAGUGUAGUGGAGGGGGCGUCUGAUCGGCUCCGCAACGCUCCCAGGUCUAGACCUCUUCCAAACUCCCAGGCCCAGUGGAGGAGGAAUGUCGAAAAGUAAGGAGGUUGUGGAGAAUCCCCACCGGUCAAGCGUCCCUUCGGCAGGCUCUGUUGUCUCGACCCAGACUGCCAUGGAUCGCCACAGAAAAGGCAUCCUGAGGAAGUGCUUUUCGUCUUCCGAUUCGGCUUCUCCAAGGCGCGGAUGGAGUUCGGCUGAGGAGUCUCGUCCUUUGAAGAGAUCCUGGAAGGCUCCCAGCAGUGUUUUAGACUCCAGCCCGGAGUGCUUCCCUGAGGAGUCGCCUUUUGACAGGAAGAGAGCCAGGAGAGCCCCAGACAGCCCUGUUUCUCUUACGGCUCUUCAUUCUUCUCCGAAGCCUCUCUCGCCUUCUCCUGAAGGAGAUCAGGAGAAGUCCACUAAGUGGAUCCUUGUGGACCUCCAGGAGCAACUUUCUACAUUGAGGGGCGCUCUCGUUAAGGACCCUCCUCGCAAGAAGGACAUCGCACUCCCGAUCAAGAGGUCUAAGCUCCCUCCUCGCAAGAGACGUGCCUCUCGGGACAGGAGCCCUUCACCGAGAAGUUCCAGGCGCCUCUCCCCUGUUAGGCGCUCUUCUCCAGUUAGCCGCGCCUCUUCUAGCAAGCAGGCGCCUCUUGACAGGUGCUCUCCUCCUUGCAGGCGCUCUUCUCCUGCCAGGCGCUCUUCUCCCAGCAGGCGCCUCUCCCCUGGCAGGCGCGAUUCUCCUGGCAGGCGCUCUACUCCUGGUAGACGCCCCUCUCCUCACAAGCGCUCUUCGCCUGAUAGACGCGCCUCUCCUCGCAGGCGCUCCUCUCUUGGCAGGCGCUCUUCUCCAGCCAGGCGCUCUCCUUCCAACAGGCGCUUCUCACCUGACAGGCGCAAUUCGCCAGACAGGCGCUUUACUCCUGAUAGAUGCGCCUCUCCUCACAAGAGCUCUUCGCCUGAUAGACGCGCCUCUCCUCGCAGGUGCUCCUCUCUUAAUAGAAGUGCCUCUCCUACCAGACGUCCUUCUCCAUAUAGGCGCUCUGUUACUUCUAGACGUGUUUCCCGUGGCAGCCUUGCAGGGGAAGUAGCCUCGUCUCACGAACGCCUUCGAGUGAAUACGGAGGAAGACUUAGAAGAUGUCUCGGAGGAGGAAGUCCCCAGAGCAGCAGGCCUAUCGGACUACAACAUUUUAGCAGCCCUGUUGGUGCAGGAAUUUGGAGACUCCCUUAGCCCGGCUGCUCCUCCUUCGCCCCGAUCGCUUUUCUCCAGCACCAAGGCAUCGAAGGGAUCCUCCUGCCUUAAGAUGCAUCCCACCAUCUCGAUGAAGAAGGCCUUACAAGGAGUUGGGGAUUGGUUUAAGUCUAAAGAGGAGGCAGGCAAAACAGUCUUUUCUUGUCCUCCUUCCAAGCUCUCGGGGAAACAGGGCAUAUGGUAUGAGACAGGAGAGCCGAUGGGGUUGGGACUCCCCUCGUUGGCAGAAGCGGACUUCUCCACUUUGGUGGAUUCCUCAAGAAGACAUUCCCUUCCGACGGCCAAGACUACGUGGGGAAUGACCGAACUGGACCAUUGCCUCAAGGGACUAUUUCGUGUACUGGAAGUCUUCAACUUUUUGGAUUGGUUCCUCGGGGCUUUGGCCAGGAAGACUCUUGACCCAGAGUUUCUAGGACCAGAGGAGCUGAACAGCAUACUGUCGUGCAUGGACAAGGCAGUCAGAGAUGGAUCGGGGGAGUUGGCCUCUCUCUGUGGGGCAGGAAUUUUGAAAAAGAGAGCGGUGUACAACUCCUUCCUCACAAAAUCUGUGUCUCCGGUCCAAAGGGUGUCUUUACUUUACGCCCCCCUUUCGAACCAGCUGUUCCCUAACAAGUUAGUUAAGGAUAUUUCUCACUCCCUGGCGGAGAAGGCAACUCAGGAUCUGUUGGCCCAGUUGUCGAGGAAGGUGAGGCCAGCGGCUUCCUCCACCAGGAAGGAGAAAUUUCCUGUUCAGGAACCCUUUCGAGGGGGCCCUUCACAUAGAUCCUCUUUCAGAGGUCGAAAACCCGAGAAGCGUGGUAGGUCUUCUAUCAGACCCUUUAAGAGGGCGAAGUGA
Molecule: messenger RNA, 2830 nt
Organism: Macrobrachium nipponense
Lineage: Eukaryota; Metazoa; Arthropoda; Malacostraca; Decapoda; Palaemonidae
Product: serine/arginine repetitive matrix protein 1-like
Exons: 1
Coding region: 794-2830 (678 amino acids)
Source: RefSeq, a predicted model, not a curated record